GUAAACAAAUAAAUACUUUUGUUUAUAUUAGUUACUGAAGGGGACAAUGCAUGAAUAAAAGAGCAGUGGCUAAAUACAAUUGAAUGCAAUAUUAAAUGACAAUGCACAAAUUUCUAGUUACUUUUCAUACAGCUUUGUAUGCACGAAUAUAUAAAUAUACAUAGAUAUACUAUGUAUGUAUAUAAAAAUAUAAAUUCAAAAAUAAAAUGUUACUGCGAGUAGGCUUUAAAUUCUUAAAAUAGUAAAAAAUAUACAUAUGCAUGUAUGUAUAGCCUUGUGUCCAGCUGGUAUACAUUACAUUUACGUUGAGAACGGUCAGAUUAAUACAUAUGAAUGUAUUUAAUUUGGAAAAUAUUUUAGUCAAAAUUGUUUACUCGCACGUCGUGCUGUUAAGUGGAGAAUUAAUUCAAUUGUGCAAAUGACAUCUUAAAUCUACUAUGUUCACGAUUUACAGCAUUCGCUUUGCGUACCUAAAAGAGACUCAUAUUCAUAUCUUAUCUAUGCAUCAGAUUAUCUUAUCAGGUGAAUAAAUACAAAAUCACGAAAUCCACAAAGGCAGACUAAAUAUCGCUGUUUUCAUUAAUAAAAAACAAUUGUUAAACGGUCAUAAAAACAUUAAGUCUACCAUUUUGCUAUUACAAGCUCUUUAUCAUGGAUGCUGCACAGACGAGUGCAACUGUGCCAGACGGCGGCCGGGGAUGGGUUAUUGUAGGCGCUGUUGCAUUGAUAAAUAUGACAAAUCAAUAUAUACACUCUGUUUUCGGCUUGCUAUUCGGUGCCAAAUUAAAAAGUAUGCAGGAGCAAACUUUCACGGCAGCAUUAAUUUUAAAUUUAAGCAGUUUGACAUUGAAUUUUUCCGGUUUAUUUAUUGGACCGGCUAUAAAAACCUUUAAGCAGCGUAAUGUCGCGGCAGCUGGGAUUUUGUUUGUUUCGCUUGGUUUGCUGCUUUGUGCAUUCGCAACGGAAAGCUGGCAUUUUAUUAUUGGCUACAGUUUAUUUGUUGGUCUUGGACUCGGUUUAAUAACACCAUCCACAUUUAUGGCUAUUAAUUCGUAUUUUAACACAAAACGUGGACGCGCUGUGGGACUGUCUUUAGCUGGUUCUGGGGUAGGUCAGGUGACUGUACCGCAUGUAGUACGCUUACUUCUAGAUAACUAUGGUUUUCGAGCCACUGUCUUUGCCAUGUCACUAUUUUCUCUAAUUGGCCUAAUUGGCGCUGCGUUGCUAAAACCACUAGCUCCUCCAAUGAGGCACAAUAAUCGCCAACAUGUGCGUCUAUUGUUAUCAACAGAUGAUGAGAAAAACAAAACAGCGCCACCACAGCUCAAAGUAAAUGAAGUGGAAAACAAUAAGUUGAUGAACAAAGAACAGGCGAAUGCAAAUGUGAGUACAUCUCUAGAUCAUUGCUGUAAUAAUGUGACCCAGCGAUUGGUGCAAGCUAUGGAUUUAGAAUUACUCAGAGAUACGACCUUCUGGAGUAUCAUUGUUGGCAUGGGCUUAGUGUACACAUCCACCAUACAGUUCACUAUGUUGUUUCCGCAUUUUUUGCAAUAUUCAGUUGGACUUUCGUCCUUCAAUACAGCAACAUGCAUGUCUACGGUGGCUGGCGCCGAUAUUAUAUGUCGACUUUUAUUGCCCUGCAUCACUGACAAGUUAAAAAUACCCUAUCGUCUUGUAUUCCUAAUGGGAACGGUGGGUUUGCUUAUUUCACGUGCAGCCCUAGCCGAAUCCAUGGACAUGACCACCAUCAUUGUGAUGUCAAUUUUUACGGGCAUGACCAAAUCGGCCACGGUGCUGAACAAUAAUCUAACAAUUUCCAGUCAUUGUCGACCAGAAAAACUACCAGGUGGCUUGGGUUUGAAUAUGAUCGCCAAAGGUGUGCUGGUUAUUACAGUUGGCCAACUGCUUGGUUGGAUACGUGAUUACACACACUCUUACAUACUGUGUUUGCAUGCGCAAAAUAUUUUGCUGUUGAUGGUUGUAUUGGUUUGGGCUCCAGAGCUUCUUUGCCAAUACCGGAAGAGUCAGAGAGCAAGAAAAGCGGCAGCAGCAGAGAGAGAAGAAUACAACAAAAUGAGCGCCUGCUGAACAUCUAAAGUUGCGAAAGCACCGGGGAUGGACACAGUAUUACUUUUAUGGUGUUAUGAAAACCAUUUUGAAUUUAAUACUUCAUUACUAUAAAUGUAUGUAUGUACAUAUUUAUAUAAGUAAAUUAAUUAAGUUAAAUUAACAUUUAUUGGAGAUUAAUGAAGUCUGCAUUAACUGGACUUUAUAUGUGAUAUUUUACUUUAUAAAAUUAUGUCAAUGCCCGUAAUUCAUAUAAUAUGAAUUGCAAGAUAUUUAUAAUUAUUUUACAUAUAAGUAUGCAAGACUAUUUUAUAUACUU
This is a messenger RNA of Bactrocera tryoni, 2386 nucleotides long. Its product is annotated as monocarboxylate transporter 13. The record is from RefSeq and is a predicted model, not a curated record. Gene Ontology annotation, molecular function: monocarboxylic acid transmembrane transporter activity. The coding region runs from base 652 to 2088 and encodes 478 amino acids. The transcript has 7 exons. Lineage: Eukaryota; Metazoa; Arthropoda; Insecta; Diptera; Tephritidae. Gene Ontology annotation, biological process: monocarboxylic acid transport; transmembrane transport.